This is a messenger RNA of Anopheles nili, 2213 nucleotides long. Its product is annotated as feline leukemia virus subgroup C receptor-related protein 2. Gene Ontology annotation, molecular function: heme transmembrane transporter activity; heme binding. Gene Ontology annotation, biological process: heme export; transmembrane transport. NCBI's taxonomy places the organism in Eukaryota, Metazoa, Arthropoda, Insecta, Diptera, Culicidae. The transcript is spliced from 9 exons. The record is from RefSeq and is a predicted model, not a curated record. Bases 789 to 2213 code for a protein of 474 amino acids. Gene Ontology annotation, cellular component: membrane.
CCGUGGCUUCUCAUCGUGCGGUACUGCAACGGACGUUUUCCAUCCAGCUUACGAGACCGAGUGCACUAUCCGGAAAUAGACGCCCACCCAUCCGAGUAGCAUCCGUGCAAACGAAACUUAAAGCAGGACGCCUGAUGCUCUCAAGCCCGACGAGGCUGCAAUACGACGCCAGAAGCGAAGCGAAGGAAAUAAAUCAAUAGGCUCGUUUCGUUAUUAAUCAGCCGGUUCCGGGGGUGGCAUUUCAGCCAAAGCACCCGUUUUUGGGGUUGUGUGCAAUUACGAGGCGUAAAAUUUGUGGUGCGCUCGCUGGAUUUGGAUCGAUGAAGCUGCAGAACAGUGCCGGUCAAUGAGCACGCUUUUCGUCCGGAGAUAACGCACUGUUUCUGGGGAGUCACACGCUGUAAAAAAAAGCCUCCGAAUGGGAGUGGAGAUUUAGGUGGAGAAUAAUACGAAACUCGUAACAUGACAAUAAAUCCAGUACCUUACGACUACAUUUAAUAUUGCUCUUAUCAGCUAUCUUACCGCACGGGUGGUAGGAAGAAGAAGAAGAAGAAAAAAGCGGCGUGUGAAACGCGACCAAGCAAAGAAAAAAAUCACGCAACGCACGAGCAAAGAGCUAACUUUUCCACCCCACGCUCACAAGUGCAAAAAAGGGACGUGUCAGUUCCUUUUGAAACCGACCGGAACCCUCUAGGUCCUCGCGUUGACGCACGCCCUUCGGUACCAACCGGUGAAAAAUCGCUCGUUCGCUCGCGUCAUCGUCUAACCUCUUCGCUUUCCCUCCCGCAAUGGAUCUGAAACAUUCCAACGUGCCGGAAGUGACGGUCGUGGCCGACGCGUACAUGCCCGGCAGCAAGUCGUCGGAUUUGAUCAAACCCCCGGCAACGAAUGGGUCGAGUGCGACCCUCGACAAACCGGCCCUGCCAGCAGGUGAGUUCCAGGUGUACAAACGGCGCUGGUUGGUGCUGGCCAUCUUCGUGAUGUAUUCCGCCUCGAACUCACUCCAGUGGAUCCAGUACAGCAUCAUAGCGAACAUCGUCCAGCGAUACUACAACAUCACCAGCACCUGGGUCGACUGGACGUCGAUGAUCUUCAUGAUCCUCUACAUACCGCUCAUCUUUCCGGCCAGCUGGAUUCUGGAUAAAUUGGGACUUCGCAUCGCUGCCAUCAGCGGCGUGUUGGGCACGUGCCUCGGAGCGUGGGUCAAAUGUUUCUCCAUCAGCCCGGACCUGUUUUGGGUGGGCUUCAUCGGUCAAUCGAUCGUGGCCGCCUCGCAGGUGUUCAUCCUUUCGCUCCCAGCCAAGGUGGCUGCCGUCUGGUUCGGACCGGACCAGGUGUCCUCGGCGUGCAGCAUCGGCGUGUUCGGCAAUCAGCUUGGCAUAGCGGUCGGGUUUCUUGCGCCACCAAUGCUGGUAGAAAACCACGACGACAUCAGCCUCAUCGGAGAUGACCUUCGGUUGAUGUUCUACAUCGUUGCCGGUUUCACGACGGUGCUGGUACUUCUGGUGCUGUUCUUCUUCAAGGCGGCCCCACCGACACCACCGUCCGCCGCGCAGGAAGCCACCAAAACGCCCAACCCGCUGCAAUCGUCACCGUUCCUGCAUUCGAUCAAGCGGCUCAUGCUCAACCGAAACUACGUGCUGCUGCUCAUCUCGUACGGCAUGAACGUCGGCGUGUUCUACGCCAUCUCCACGCUGCUUAAUCAGAUCGUGCUCACGCACUAUCCAGGACACGAGGUGGAUGCUGGACGUAUCGGUGUGUGUAUCGUGUUUGCCGGUAUGCUGGGCUCCGUCGCUUGCGGUAUCGUUCUCGACAAGACGCAUCGAUUCAAGGAGACAACGCUGGCCGUGUACGUCUUCACGAUGAUUGGCAUGUGGAUUUACACCUUCACGCUUUCGGUUGGCCAUAUUUCGGUCGUGUACGUCACCUCGUCCUUGUUGGGCUUCUUCAUGACGGGUUACCUGCCGGUUGGGUUCGAGUUUGCUGCCGAGCUGACGUACCCGGAACCGGAAGGCACCUCGACCGGGUUGCUGAAUGCCGCCGCCCAGGUGUUCGGCAUCACCUUUACGAUGGCGUACUCGGAACUGCUCAACUCGCACGGUGACAUCGUGGCGAACGUGACGAUGGCCGUGAUGCUGCUGCUGGGUUCCGUCGUCACCGCCGUCAUACGGUCGGAUCUGAGACGCCAAGCCGCCCAAAACCCCAACCCUUAG